AUGUCAAACCCGAAUUCGAUAGCAGCCUUUGAACAAGCGCGCAGAGAGUUUGUGGCUGAGCUGAAAAUCGCCGACCGGCAAGAGUUUCAGAACGCAACCCGCGAAAAUGUACACUCGGAGAUCGACAAAAUUCAGGCUCGGCUAAUGAGACAGAGGCGAGGGAAAAAUUUGACUCGAUUGAAGUCGUUCCUCGAGGCGAUAGACCAGUUUGGCAAGGUCAUUGAAGUCUUCGGCAACGCAUCUCUUUUUGUUGCCUUCCUUUGGAUCGCAAGUUCAUGGACGGACGCGCUGGACGAUCUUGUUGGCGUCUAUGAGAAGAUUGGCGAUAGCUUUUCGCAAUAUCUGCAACUUGAAGGACUCUUCGAGAAGGAUGCAGACAUGCUCAAAUACUUGGUUUUGAUCUACAAAGACAUCUUGCGAUUUCAUCAACAAGCAUUGCGAUAUUUCCAGCAGCCCCUGCUCAAGCAGCUUCUCCAGGCAACCUGGAAAACGUACAAGACUCGCUUCGACCCGAUCGUGGAUGACAUUGAACGUCAUAGCCUACGCCUUCAAGUCCAGACGACCACGUCCCACAUCCGAAACGAAUCUCGGCAAUUGAGGGCCAUCAUUGUUGAACAGGAGGGGCAAAGGUUGCGCGAUCUUUACCAAUGGUUGAGGUCGCCAACAAACGGUGCCCAGAGCAGCAUCGACAACGACCAUCACCACUACAGAACAUUGUGUGACGAAGACCCUGAGAACAACAGAUGGCUCUUGGAGAAAAGAGCUUUCAGAGAGUGGAUUGAACCGAUAUCUUUGAUGAAGCCUCCACUCCUAUGGAUCAAUGGUAUACCAGGGGCAGGCAAAACAAUUCUGGCGUCUUCUGUGAUUGAAGAAGUCAAAAAGUCGCAUCCUCAAUCUACAGUUCUUUUCUUCUACUGCAAGCAAGACAACAGCGAACGAAAUUCAUUUUCAUGCAUCGCUCGACACUUCUUGGCCGAGUCGCUGAGACACAACCAUGAUCUGCUCCUACCAAUCAUUUACGAUCAGUUCUCCAAGAGCACGGAACCAAUCCUUGACAGGCUAAAAGAUAUCGAAGAACUUCUUCGGACUGCCGUAUUGAACUGUCCGUGCGCCCACAUCGUGAUUGACGGCAUUGACGAGUGCCCUCGAGAAGAUAGAAAAAUGAUUGUACAAUGGUUCCGGAAACUUGUGGAAGAUGUUGAGCCGCAAGAACAACAUCGUAUUCGGUGCCUCUUCGUGAGUCAGGAUGAUGGUAUUGCUCGCAAGGACUUCUCGGGGCUUGCCAUGCUCAAAAUCGAGCCAGCGGAUAAUAGCAGGGACAUUAAGCAGUUUUCCUUUCGGGAAGCGAGUCGAAUCCAGUCGGCAUUUGACCUGGAUGUGGAAAUGACGGCGACUAUUGCUUCAAAAAUACAGAGUUCCGCGGGAGGAAUGUUUCUGUUGGCCAAGCUGAUAGUGUCCAAUUUGUUGCAACAGACAACGGUCGAAGAGAUCGAGAAGGAACUUGAAGACGAAAAUUUGCCAAAGGAGCUCUAUGAAGCAUACUCUCGAAUACUCUUACGAGUGUUCGACCAGGCUUCAGAUUCCCAAAAGGCGGCAACACAUAAUCUGCUUCAAUGGCUGGUGUGUUCAAGGCGCACCAUGAAGUGGUACGAGAUACAAAGUGCCAAAGCUAUACAUGUAGAACAUCAGUUGGUUGACUGGAACCGUCGGCGUUAUCGUGUCAGCUCCAAAGACUUGUGUGGAUCGCUGGUCCAAAUCCGAGACGACACUACUGUGGACUUCGUCCACAACACUGCGAGAAUCAGGAUAGAUAAGACAGCAGCGCACUUAGCGUUCGCCUCGCUCUCCAUCGACUACCUGAACAUGCCAGAUUUCAGUCAAGACUUCGAAGUUAAUGAGUCUGUCAUACUUGCUGGCUACUAUGGUUUCAUGGAAUACGCAGUGGCCUGCUGGCUUCGCCAUUUGGAAGCCUGGGCUCGUGAAAAUGAGGAAGGUGAUCCUGAAAUCGAUGGUUUGGCCGAGGCACUGGAAGUGUUUUUGGGUACACAUCUUUUACCGGCGAUGUCGAAGCAAGCCGUUCCAGUAUCCAAGGGUAACGAACGAACACUGGAGCCCUUCCAAAAGUACGACUUCUUCCAGGAUCUCCAGCGAGCAGUGAUUCAACUCCGAAAAGAGUUGACAUUCUUUGGCGAGAUGAAGGACCGCGAAACUCCGCUAGACCUCACCAAUAUUGUGAGUCGUCUACGGACCCGCAUCGAGAAUGUGUACACGGAUCUUGCGGCUCUCAAUGAGACGAAGCGUCUGGUCGAGAUAUACGGGCCGAACUUGUUCAAAUGCUCGAGACUGAGCUGCCGCUAUUUCUAUGACGGAUUUGCGACAGCAUUUGAACGUGACCGGCAUCUUGAUAGGCAUGAACGGCCAUUUCGGUGCACGGUGCUUGGCUGUCUCUCUUAUUCGAUGGGCUUCGAUACACAGAAAAAGCUGGAUAACCAUAUGAGACAAACCCAUAGACGUUUGGAAGACGAUGAAGAUGCAUUUCCAAAUAGGAACGACAUCUUCAGCGAGAAGCAGGCACCUGUUAGACCUCCAGAAAAACGUCCCCGAAGCCCGACUAGGGGGGAGGGUAAUGCAUAUUCGAGUCAAACUCUAACGGCUAAGAAACCUAGAAUAACUGAGUGGCAUUGUCCGUACUGUGAGAAGGUCUUCAAGAAGAAGUUCAAUAUGACCAACCAUGUCCGCAUCCACAGCGACGAGCGAGCAUUUGUUUGUGGAACAUGCCCGUCAUCUUUCACACGGGAGAGUGACCUCAAACGACACGAGAAGAAUCACGCGCCAAGAGAACACAUAUGUGAAGGAUGCGGCAGUAAGUUCGCUCGUUCGGACACUCUUCGAGACCAUCACAGAUCCGAGACAGGCAAGGCAUGCUUGUCAUCGCUAUCACAGGGGCAAUCCGGUCAGAAUGCCAUCCAUUUACAACAGCCCUAG
This is a messenger RNA of Cryphonectria parasitica EP155, 2985 nucleotides long. RefSeq lists its product as uncharacterized. The record is from RefSeq and is a predicted model, not a curated record. Lineage: Eukaryota; Fungi; Ascomycota; Sordariomycetes; Diaporthales; Cryphonectriaceae. The coding region runs from base 1 to 2985 and encodes 994 amino acids. The transcript is spliced from 7 exons.